ACCGGCACCGGCUGGAUGGACCUGCACGCCUUGCUGCUCCCCACUGGCCCCAAUGCCAGCAACACCUCCGAGGGUCCGGACAACCUCACCUUGGCCGGGUCGCCCCGGCGCCCAGGGAGCGUCUCCUACGUCAACAUCAUCAUGCCGUCCGUGUUCGGCACCAUCUGCCUGCUGGGCAUCGUGGGGAACUCCACGGUCAUCUUCGCGGUGGUGAAGAAGUCCAAGCUGCACUGGUGCAGCAACGUCCCCGACAUCUUCAUCAUCAACCUGUCCGUGGUGGACCUCCUCUUCCUCCUGGGCAUGCCCUUCAUGAUCCACCAGCUCAUGGGCAAUGGCGUCUGGCACUUUGGGGAGACCAUGUGCACCCUCAUCACAGCCAUGGACGCCAACAGUCAGUUCACCAGCACCUACAUCCUGACCGCCAUGGCCAUCGACCGCUACCUUGCCACGGUCCACCCCAUCUCCUCCACCAAGUUCCGCAAGCCCUCCGUGGCCACCCUGGUCAUCGGCCUCCUGUGGGCCCUGUCCUUUGUCAGCAUCACCCCUGUGUGGCUCUACGCCAGGCUCAUCCCCUUCCCGGGGGGCGCCGUGGGCUGUGGCAUCCGCCUGCCCAACCCAGACACAGACCUGUACUGGUUCACGCUGUACCAGUUCUUCUUGGCCUUCGCCCUGCCCUUUGUGGUCAUCACGGCCGCGUACGUGAGGAUCCUGCAGCGUAUGACGUCCUCGGUGGCCCCCGCUUCCCAACGCAGCAUUCGGCUGCGGACAAAGAGGGUGACGCGCACGGCCAUCGCCAUCUGCCUGGUCUUCUUCGUGUGCUGGGCGCCCUACUACGUGCUGCAGCUGACCCAGCUGUCCAUCAGCCGCCCGACCCUCACCUUUGUCUACCUGUACAACGCCGCCAUCAGCUUGGGCUAUGCCAACAGCUGCCUCAACCCCUUUGUGUACAUCGUGCUCUGUGAGACGUUCCGCAAGCGCUUGGUGUUGUCGGUGAAGCCAGCGGCCCAGGGACAGCUCCGCGCCGUCAGCAACACUCAGACGGCCGAGGAGGAGCGGACAGACAGCAAAGGCACCUGA
This is a messenger RNA of Lepus europaeus (European hare), 1077 nucleotides long. It is a transcript of the gene MCHR1, whose product is annotated as melanin concentrating hormone receptor 1. The record is from RefSeq and is a predicted model, not a curated record. The transcript has 2 exons. Bases 16 to 1077 code for a protein of 353 amino acids. Gene Ontology annotation, cellular component: membrane; neuron projection. Gene Ontology annotation, biological process: neuropeptide signaling pathway. Gene Ontology annotation, molecular function: neuropeptide binding; melanin-concentrating hormone receptor activity. Lineage: Eukaryota; Metazoa; Chordata; Mammalia; Lagomorpha; Leporidae.